GUGCCCACUGCGCGCCCCCGUCGUUCUUACCGGUCCGCGCCGCCAGGCGGUUGGUUAGAGCGUUGAGAGGCGAGGUGCCCGGGCGACGCGCGUCCCCUCGUGGCGGUGGCGGUGGCUGUUGUGGGGUCUGAGAGCAUUGAAAUCUCACCCUUUUCAUAAAAUGGAUUCAUUGCGCAUGAAGCAAUUUUCAAUCCUCCUGUGGAAAAAUUUCCUUUUGAAGAGGCGGAACGUAGUUGGCUUAGUGGUAGAGAUUCUCUUGAUAUUUCUGUUGUUUGCAUGGACUUUGACUAUACGCAAAAUUUCAAACAAGACAUUUUCUCAUGCUGCAAUUUAUAAUCCUGUUCCCCUGACUUUACCUGAGUUCCUUAAUAAAAACUUUGACUAUGAAUUGGCUUAUGUGCCUUCUGAGAGUGAUGCGGCAAGAAAUAUUACUGAGAUGGUGAAAAAGGAUUUAAAUUUCAACUUUAAAGUUCGAGGCUUUUCUUCUGAAGAAUCUUUUGAGAAAUACAUUAAGUAUGAAAACAAGUCUUCAUAUGUUCUGGCUGCUAUUGUGUUUGAUCACAUGUUCAAAACCAACAACGAACGCUUGCCACUUCAGGUAAAAUAUAAUUUGCGCUUCGGUCGUCUCUAUAAUGCUAAUAAUCCCUUAGAGCCAUCCAGGGGCCAGGACAGAAAGGACUGGAACACAUCGGUUCUCUUCCCACCUGUGCCUUCUCUAGGACCCCGGAACACUAUGGAAAGCAAUGGGGGACACCCUGGAUAUAUCAGAGAAGGAUUUCUUAUUGUGCAGCAUUCUUUAGAUAAAGCCAUCAUGGUGUAUCAUAGUGGCAGAGCAGCUGAAGACAUGUUUGCUAAUGCCACCAUUUAUGCGAAGAGAUUCCCAUACCCUGCUUUCGCUCUUGACACUUUCUUGUGGACUUUCAUGCCUAUGUUUCCUUGGACAAUUUUAUUUACAUUUACUCAAAUGACACUUGUCAUUAUUGGGACCAUUAUGUUGGAAAAGGAAAAGAGAUUAAAGGAAUACCAGCUCCUGGUGGGACUCAGUAAUGCUAUGCUCUGGAUUUCAUAUUUCGUCACCUUCUUAUUGAUGUAUUUCAUUAUCAUCUGUUUGCUGUGUGGGAUUUUGUUUCUCAAGAUUACACAUGAGAGAGUCUUUCAACACAGUGACCCACUAUUCAUUGCCUUCUAUUUCCUGUGUUUUGCCAUCUCCUCGGUGUUACUUGGCUUCAUGAUCAGCACACUCUUUGAUAAAGCUUCUCUGGCCACUUCUAUUGCAGGUUUCCUCCACGUUCUCACGUUUUUUCCUUACCUAAUCAUAUUUUCGAUGUACAGUCAGAUAAGUCUCGGUGGGAAGCUGGCUCUCAGUCUCAUCACAAACACAGCACUAGCUUUUGGGGCUGACUUGAUAUGCAAGAUGGAAAUGAAAGGGCAUGGUGCUCAGUGGUACAACUUUGCUACAAAAAUAAGUGUCGAUGAUGACUUAACUUUGGCUCAUAUAAUAGGAAUGUUUUUAUUUAGUGCUUUUCUCUAUGGCCUUGUGGCCUGGUAUAUAGAUGCUGUCUUUCCAGGAAAGUAUGGUGUGCCCAAGCCCUGGAACUUUUUCCUGCAGAAAACCUACUGGUUUGGAGAGCCAGUCUUAAGCAAGGAAGAGAGCCAAGUCACUGAUUUGCCCCCAAGUGAGUUUGUUGAGCCUGAACCUGUUGGCUUAGCAGUUGGCAUCCGGAUUCAAAAUUUGUACAAGCAAUUCACCUUAAAAAAUAAUACCCUGAUGGCAGUAAAAAACUUGUCUUUGAACUUGUACGAGGGACAGAUAACCGUUCUUUUAGGACAUAACGGGGCAGGAAAGACGACCACCUUGUCCAUUCUAACAGGUUUGUAUCUUCCUACCAGAGGAAAGGUCUUUAUUAGUGGAUAUGACAUCUCAUCUGACAUGAUUCAAGUUAGGAAAAGCUUGGGCUUGUGUCCCCAGGAUGACCUGUUGUUCCCAAUGCUGACAGUGUUAGAGCACCUGUAUUUCUACUAUGUGAUAAAAGGAAUAUCUUCGAGAAAAAGAUCUAGAGAAAUUCAUGGGAUGCUCACUUCUUUUGGCCUGCUAGAUAAAAGUGAUGCACUGUCAAAGGAUCUUAGCGGAGGAAUGAAGCGCAAACUCUCAAUCAUUAUAGCUCUUAUAGGGGAUACUAAGGUGGUGAUACUUGAUGAGCCAACAUCUGGCAUGGAUCCGGUCUCAAGGAGGACCACCUGGGACCUUCUGCAGCAAUAUAAAGAGAACCGUACCAUCCUGCUGACCACACACCACAUGGAUGAAGCUGAUGUGCUGGGUGACCGUAUUGCCAUCAUGGUCACGGGGACACUGAAGUGCUGUGGCUCUCCAUUUUUCCUGAAGAAAUUAUAUGGUGUGGGAUAUCACCUAGUCAUGGUGAAGACUCCUGAAUGUGAUGUUGAAAAAGUCUCCCAGCUGAUUAGGAAUCACAUACCAACUGCUGAGAUGGAGAUGGAUGUUGCAGCCGAAUUGUCAUUUAUCCUGCCAAAGGAGUACACACACAGGUUUGCAGAACUUUUCACAGUCCUAGAAGAAAGACAAGGAGAGCUGGGAAUCAUUGGCUUUGGUGUCUCCAUGACUACCAUUGAUGAGGUUUUCUUCAAGGUCAGCAAUCCUCCAGACUUGAAGGUGAAUACUGAGACUAUCCAUUCAGCUUCCACAGUGAGUCAGAGCACAAGUGAAGAGAACCAGAAUGUGAGUGUGCCCAGAAAUUUCGAUAGACCAGAUUAUCCAAAAGAACACUUUGAUUCUUCAUUCAAUACUGGGUGGGCUCUUUAUACCCAGCAGUUCAGAGCCAUGCUAAUCAAAAGGGCAAUGUUCUCUUGGCGCAACUGGAAACUGCUGUUGUUGCAGUUGCUGGCACUUCUGGGUCUCAUGUAUCUUCUGACAGAAGGCAUAAGCUUCCGAACACCUGAAAUUCUUGCCAGGGUGAUGGACUUGGAGCAGUAUGGUGAGACCAUUGUGCCUUUCUCAAUUUCUGGAGAUCCUGAUUUGACCCAGAUUCUCACCAAAAAUCUUGAGAUCAUGUUAAAGGCUAAAAAACAAAAACUUCAUGAAGUGCAAGGUGAUGUGCAGGACUACUUGAUAACAAAUAAAGAAUGCAUUUAUUCAUGCAUCAUUGCAUUUUCCAUUAAUGUUUCUAGAGAAAAGAAGACAUUUACCUUUUGGUUCAACAAUGAGGCAUACCAUUCAUCAUCAUUAUCCUUGUCAGUUUUAGACAAUAUUAUUUUUAUGUCUCUCUCUGGUCCUGAUGCCACCAUUACUGUUUCCAACAAGCCCCAGCCUCGACCUGUCUUAGAGAACAAAUCUAAUAAAAGACACAUACCAGGAUUCGAAAUAGUCUUUAACUUGCUCUUUGGGAUGAGUAUUUUCACCAGUGGCUUUUGCCUUUUGACAGUGACUGAGAGAGUUAGUAAAGCAAAGCACAUCCAGUUUGUGAGUGGAGUCUAUACCUUUAAUUUUUGGCUCUCUGCUCUGCUGUGGGAUCUCACCAUCCAUUUUGUUGCCUGUGCCCUAAUGCUGCUGGUGUUCCUAAUCACUGAUGUACAUACAUUGUUGGAGAAAUACCAUUUCCUGGAUACGAUGUUCAUCCUCAUGCUGUUUGGAUGGUCUAUCAUCCCCUUCAUCUACCUGCUAAGCUUCUGGUAUAACAAUAGCACCAGUGCCUAUAUCAAGAUUUUUGUCUUCAACAACUGUUUAGGGUUUAUGAGUGUAAUUGUGGAGUCAGUGGUACAUAUCAUACCAGAUAUUAGGGCCAGUACUAAGAACCUCAUACUUAACUCACUGCUGAUGUUACCUGUUUAUAACCUUGGGAUGAGCAUCAACAAAUUCUAUGAUAUCCAAGAGAUGAGGAAAGCGUGUUCUUCAAAAUAUGGUCUCACGUAUAAAGACUGCAAGAACAUAAAUGAUUUUCCUAUAUACAGUAUGAACCAAAGUGCGAUUGGAAGGCAUGUGGCUGCCAUGGCUGCCACGGGAGCGACAUACCUCUUCCUCAUUUUCCUUCUGGAGAUUACUGCGUGGAAUUUUAAAACAUUCAUAUAUCGCUAUGUUUUCUUUGGAAUCUAUAGGAUAUUUAGUAAGGCUAGAGUAUCCAAGGAGUUAUCCGGGAAAUCUGAAGACGAAGAUGUACAAAAUGAAAGGGAGACUAUCCUGCAGAAUCCUCAGCAGUCACUGAAUUCUAGUGUGCUCAUUAAAGAGCUUGUAAAGAUAUAUUUUAAUAUACCACCCACUCUGGCUGUGAGAAAUAUCUCUGUCUCCAUUCAAAAAGAGGAGUGUUUUGGAUUGCUUGGACUAAAUGGAGCUGGAAAAACUACUACCUUUGAAAUUCUGACCGGAGAACAGAUUGCUACAUCUGGGGAUGUGUUCAUUGAAGGCUACAGCAUCACCAAAAAUAUCCUAAAGAUAAGGUCAAAAAUUGGCUAUUGUCCACAAUUUGAUGCCUUGCUGGAGUAUAUGACCACUCGGGAGAUACUGACCAUGUAUGCCAGGCUGUGGGGGAUUCCAGAGAACAAUAUUAGACCCUAUGUGGACAACUUGUUGGAAAUGCUGUACCUGCAACCACAAGCUGAGAAGUUUAUUUACACUUUGAGUGGAGGAAACAAACGUAAACUGAGCACUGCUAUUGCCAUAAUGGGAAAGUCAUCAGUUGUCUUCCUAGACGAGCCAUCCAGUGGCAUGGAUCCAUUAGCCCGGCGAAUGCUCUGGAACACAGUGACAAAGACACGAAAGAGUGGCAAGGUCAUCGUAAUAACCUCUCACAGUAUGGAGGAGUGUGAAGCUCUCUGUACCAGGCUAGCCAUCAUGGUGCAGGGAAAAUUUAUGUGCCUGGGUAGCCCUCAGCAUCUCAAAAACAAAUUUGGCAAUGUUUACACCAUGAAUAUCAAGUUCAAAACUGACACUGGUGGUGAUGUAAUAACGGAUUUUAAAAAAUUUAUUACCAAGGUUUUCCCAGGUAGCAAGUUGAAGCAAGAGAAUCAAGGGACCCUUAAUUACUACAUUCCCAGCAAGAACAACAGCUGGGGAAAGGUGUUUGGCAUUCUGGAGAAAGCGAAAGAGCAAUAUGAUUUGGAGGACUAUGCCAUCAGCCAGAUCACCCUGGAGCAAGUCUUCCUGUCCUUUGCUGGCCCAGAUAACACAGAAACUGCUUAUGUGAAAGCAAAAGAGGUGCCUUAAGAUCCAGUUACAACCAGUAAUUGUGAUGACUUUGUUCAACUGUAUUUGUGUUUGGAGAGGGACAUGUGUCUUU
Molecule: messenger RNA, 5285 nt
Organism: Phodopus roborovskii (desert hamster)
Lineage: Eukaryota; Metazoa; Chordata; Mammalia; Rodentia; Cricetidae
Product: phospholipid-transporting ATPase ABCA3
Exons: 31
Coding region: 161-5212 (1683 amino acids)
Biological process (GO): lipid transport; transmembrane transport
Cellular component (GO): intracellular membrane-bounded organelle; membrane
Molecular function (GO): lipid carrier activity; ATP hydrolysis activity; ATP binding
Source: RefSeq, a predicted model, not a curated record